AUGAGGCUCUCCGCCGCUUUCGCUCUCCUCUCGGUGGGCGCUAGCGCGCUCAGCAUUUUCUCGGACGACAAGCAGCACGCUAUUGCCGCCGACGAUGAUCUUGAUGUUCCCGGUCAGUCGCCUCUGAAGUUCUGCGAAGGCGACCGCAGCAACGAUCUUAUCACGAUCGACAGCGUUAUCCUGACGCCGAACCCCCCCGAGGCUGGACAAACUCUGGUCAUCGAGGCCACGGGCACGGUGAAGGAAACCAUUGAGGAGGGCGCAUACGUAAACCUCCAGGUCAAAUACGGCUACAUCCGUCUCAUCAACACGCAGGCCGACCUCUGCACGGAGAUAAAGAAUGUUGACCUUGAAUGCCCGAUUGAGAAGGGCAAGAUCUCCAUCAUCAAGACUGUCGAGUUGCCCAAGGAGAUCCCUCCAGGAAAAUACGUCGUGGAUGCCGAUGUGUACACCGCGGAUGAUGAGCGCAUCACCUGCCUGACUGCCAAGGUUGAUUUCGCUCGGAAAUCGUCCUUUUUUGAUCUUUGA
Molecule: messenger RNA, 528 nt
Organism: Lasiosphaeria miniovina
Lineage: Eukaryota; Fungi; Ascomycota; Sordariomycetes; Sordariales; Lasiosphaeriaceae
Product: ML domain-containing protein
Exons: 3
Coding region: 1-528 (175 amino acids)
Biological process (GO): intracellular sterol transport
Molecular function (GO): sterol binding
Source: RefSeq, a predicted model, not a curated record